Molecule: messenger RNA, 1096 nt
Organism: Octopus bimaculoides (California two-spot octopus)
Lineage: Eukaryota; Metazoa; Mollusca; Cephalopoda; Octopoda; Octopodidae
Product: transmembrane protein 267
Source: RefSeq, a predicted model, not a curated record
UACAUAUAAACAGAGGGAGAGAGAGAGAGUGUGUGUGUUAGAGAGGGUAGAAAUGUAUUUAUGGAGUGCGUGGCCAAAUAAGAUGGCAUGAAUUUUCACUUGUGGUCGCCUAUGUUAAUUGUUUACAGUGUUCUCCUGGUGCUGACAUGCUUAAUAGGGGACCAUCUACCUCGGAUGAACCAUGUCGGGCCCUACAUCAACCGUCAUCUAUUCCUGAGGGUUGCCAUCGACAACUUCACCCACGGUAUAAUCGGAUUCCUUUCCUGGGCCAUAGUGCUCGAUCUCGAUCUAGUAAACACCGACACCAACGCGCCUGUUAUGUUCCUUCCGUCUUCUGGGUUCGUCCCCACCCGAAGCCUGAUGGACGUACAGCAGAGUAGCCUCCUGGCCUGUUUGCUUUGCAUGGUACUGGCCAUGUCUGUGGACGUUGACCAUUUCCUGGCAGCGAGAAGUUUCAGUCUUCAGGACGCCCUCAGUCUACCUUCAAGACCGCCAUUCCAUUGUACCACACUGAUUCCUGUUGUCGUGGCUUCAUCUCUCCUCAUGACGUACGCGUUUCAUUCAAGACAGUUUUGCCGGUGCUUCAAAUUCAGUCUCUUGUUCCUCACAGCAUUUCUCUCUCAUCACAUUCGGGACGCUCGCCGCCACGGCCUGUGGCUCUGGCCGUUCGGCGCCACCCCUCCUUUACCAUAUAUGGUCUACAUUCUGUGCACACUCCUCUUACCAGUCGCUGUUAAAUUCUGUCACAGUACUUUAUUUAUAGAGAAUCAACCAACUCAUCUGGGAUCCAUUCAAAUACUCUGAGUGUCGAAAUGGUCAUGGGUUUUCAUCGUCUGACACUGGGCUAUUACAUACAUACUAUGUAUAUAUAUAUAUAUAUAUAUAUACACAUAUACAUGGAGACUAAUAUUGAGCAGUGAGACUGAGUGCUCAGCACCCAUAUUUAUAAAUGUUUAUAUGUACACCUACAUACACAUAUAUUGAACAAUUGUGAAGAUCACUUCACGUGAAACCAUUGGUUGCCUUGUUAACUCACAAAUAAAGUAUAUAUAUAUAUAUAUAUAUAUAUAUAUAUAUAUACAUUAAAAUAGAAUAA